This is a messenger RNA of Parnassius mnemosyne (clouded apollo), 378 nucleotides long. NCBI's taxonomy places the organism in Eukaryota, Metazoa, Arthropoda, Insecta, Lepidoptera, Papilionidae. The record is from the annotation of a GenBank genome assembly.
AUGGAGUCCUGUGCCGUAAAUGGGAAAAUGGUCGGGGAGAUAGCUGUCAUUUUCAAAUGGUUGUCCCUAAAGCUAAAGUACCGAAUGUUCUACAGAUGGUACCAUAAUGAUUGUUCAGGAGGUCAUCUUGGAGUUAAACGAACUCUACUGAAGAUCCCAGAACGGUUUUACUGGGUCCGCUGUUGUGACGAUGUCGAGGACUGGUGUCGCAAAUUUACAAAUUGUGCGGCUGUAAAGGAAUGUAGUCGAGGUGCAUUGAAAUUGUACAAUGUUUGUCCACCAUGGGAGAGGAUAGCCCUUGAUGUUGCGGGCCCGUUUCCAGAAAGUGAAAGUGGUAACAAGUAUUUUAUGGUUGUGAUAGAUUACUUCUCUCAGUAA